AUGCAGCGGAUAUUUGGAAAUACCAUUCGAACCUUUUCGUCCAGUCCGGCAAGGUGGGCCAAGGCAACCCCGUCAAAAGCCCACCUUGCGAUUACGCCAGCACACGAAAACCUUCCUCGUGGCUUUGUUGUCACCGGUGUGCAUGCAGGCGUCAAGAAGAAAGAGGGCGUCCUUGACCUUGGCCUUAUCCUCUCCAAAGAACCCAAAACCUCUGCAGCGGCCUGCUUCACACGAAAUGCUUUCCAAGCAGCCCCGGUUAUUGUCUGCCAGGAUGUCCUUCAGCAGACUUCUGGCCAUGCCAACGGGCUCAUUGUCAACUCUGGUUGUGCCAAUGCAGUCACCGGAAAGCAGGGGCUCAAGGAUGCGUGGGACAUGGUAUCUGCUACCGAUAACCUGCUAUCCAAGCUGGUCCCCGCGAAUGAAACUCCCAAGGGAAGUCACUCCUCGCUGGUCAUGUCGACGGGCGUGAUUGGCCAAAACCUCCCUAUCUCCAAGAUUAUAUCUGCCGUCAAGGAGACGUCACCCGAAAGUCUCGAUUCGACACCAGAAAAGUGGGAAGCACUUGCCCGCGCUUUCAUGACGACUGAUACCUUUCCCAAACUCCGGGCCAAGACAUUCAAGAUUGGCGAUACAGAUGUAAGAAUAGCUGGUAUCGAUAAAGGUGCCGGGAUGAUCCAUCCGGACAUGGGUCCUGCCACGCCUGCUCCCGGGACAGGAAGCCUGCAUGCAACCCUGCUCGGCAUGAUCGCCACAGACGCAGCAGUCUCGCCACAGGCACUUCAAGACGCCCUCACAUAUGCCGUCAACCGUUCGUUCAACUCCAUCUCUGUCGAUGGAGACAUGAGCACAAACGAUACCGUCGUCGUCUUUGCCAAUGGUGCAUCCGGAAUGAAGGAGAUUGAUGAUGUGACAUCACCCGAGUAUACCAAGUUCCGCGACGAACUCACAGACUUUGCGGCUGAGCUCGCCCAGUUGGUCGUACGGGAUGGCGAAGGAGCCACCAAGUUUGUGACAGUCAACGUCCGAGGUGCACUGACCUACGAAGACGCGCAUCAAGUCGCAUCCAAGAUCUCGACGUCUGCGCUGGUCAAGACCGCACUCUACGGCGAAGACGCCAACUGGGGCCGUGUACUUGCCGCCACAGGCUCAACCAAUCUCUCUGCACCUAUCACCCCAAACACCGUCUCGGUAUCGUUUAUCCCAACAGAUGGCAGCGAGAUUCUGCCCUUGCUGAAGAAUGGAGAACCAGAAAAAGUCGAUGAAGACCGCGCAAAAGUAAUCCUUCAACGCGAAGACUUGGAGAUCCGCGUCGACCUCGGCAUGGGCAACGAGCAAGCCUCAUACUGGACAUGCGACUUUAGCCACGAAUACGUGACCAUCAACGGCGAUUAUAGAAGUUAG
Molecule: messenger RNA, 1401 nt
Organism: Serendipita indica DSM 11827
Lineage: Eukaryota; Fungi; Basidiomycota; Agaricomycetes; Sebacinales; Serendipitaceae
Source: the annotation of a GenBank genome assembly